UGCAUCUUUAUCAAGGCGUUUAAGGCGUUUUAGGCUCUCAGUACCAGCUGAGGAGGUCAUUUGUUUGCUUUCACCGAGUUACGAUGCUGAUCUCCGGGGGACUGGGCUUUGUGCUGCUGCUGGCAGCAGCGGCGACCUCCGAGCGAUUGGACUACUACUACAAAUACCAUCCCAUGGAGGAGAUCAGCCGCUGGAUGAGCCAGAUGCAAACGGAUCACCCCGACGUCGUCACCUUAGUGGACUAUGGACAGACCUACGAGAAGAGGACUAUUAGCUUAAUGAAGAUUGGGCUGAAAACCGACGCAAAAAAGAAAGCUGUGUGGAUGGACUGCGGCAUACACGCCAGGGAAUGGAUCGCUCCGGCCUUCUGCCAGUACUUCGUCAAGGAGAUUCUUCAAACAUACAAAACAGACCCGAAGAUGGAACUGAUGAUGAAGAACAUGGACUUCUACGUCACGCCGGUGCUCAACAUAGACGGCUACAUCUACUCCUGGAAGGACGCCACAACCCGGCUGUGGAGGAAAAACAGGUCUCCAGGCCCGUCGGCAGGCUGCUACGGUGUCGAUCUCAACCGCAACUUUGACGCCAACUGGGCCACCGUCGGAGUGUCAUCAAACUGCAGCAGCGAAAUAUACUGCGGGACCCGGCCCAUAUCUGAGCCCGAGGCCCAAGCUGUCACCUACUUCUUGGGAAGUCGGGCGGAAGACUUCCUGUGUUUCCUCACCAUCCACUCCUACGGCCAGCUGCUCCUGGUUCCCUACGGAAACCCCAACUUCACCGCCCCCAACUACGACGAGCUGAUGGAGGUCGGGCGGGGAGCCGCCGCAGCCAUCUUGAAGGUCCAUGGCAGGAACUACACGGUCGGAACCUCCCCCGAUGUCUUAUACGCCAACUCCGGCUCGUCCAGGGACUGGGCGCGCCAGCAGGGCAUCCCCCUGACCUACACCUUCGAGCUGAGGGACAACGGCACGUUCGGCUUCAAGCUUCCCGAGGACCAGAUCCAGCCGACCUGCGAGGAGGCGUACAGCGGAGCUCUGCACAUCAUCAGCUACGCCCACGACAAGGCCUUCAACGGCGCCGCCGCCGCCACGGCAACCGUCUGGAGCGUGCUGCUGGCGCUGGGCACCGCCAAGGCCACCCUCCUGUGAUCUCAUCUGCUCCACCUGGCACUGAUAUCUAACUCCUACACUUUAAGCUGAAGGCA
Molecule: messenger RNA, 1204 nt
Organism: Cololabis saira (Pacific saury)
Lineage: Eukaryota; Metazoa; Chordata; Actinopteri; Beloniformes; Belonidae
Gene: cpo
Product: carboxypeptidase O
Exons: 9
Coding region: 84-1148 (354 amino acids)
Biological process (GO): proteolysis
Molecular function (GO): metallocarboxypeptidase activity; zinc ion binding
Source: RefSeq, a predicted model, not a curated record